Messenger RNA from Truncatella angustata, 237 nucleotides. RefSeq lists its product as uncharacterized. The transcript has 2 exons. The record is from RefSeq and is a predicted model, not a curated record. Bases 1 to 237 code for a protein of 78 amino acids. NCBI's taxonomy places the organism in Eukaryota, Fungi, Ascomycota, Sordariomycetes, Amphisphaeriales, Sporocadaceae.
AUGUUCAGCAUGAAGUCCAUCGCUAUCGCAGCCGUGCUCCUUGGCCUUUCCCGCGCCGCACCAGCCGUAACUCCACGCCAGGACAUCCAGUUGCUGCUCGUCUGCAACGAUCCGAACCAGGGCGAUUGCCUCGACUUCCAGGUCGUACCCAACGUGUGCUCCAACCUCCCCGGUGAGUGGAACGACAACGCCAGCUCCCUCGUCAUCGGGUCGAACAUCUGCACUUUCUAUAAGUGA